UCUAAAGCCACAUUUUUGUCGUCAUCAAAAGAAACCAAAAAAAGGACAGAGAUGGGUGGAGAUUGGAUGCAUCCCAAUUUCCACAUCUCCGGUGCUUAGAGCAGACUUCAUUGCCUCCCAAUUUCCAGCAGCAUUUGCAGACCGUUUGAUUGAACCUUAAUCACGAUUAUCAGUUUUUUUCUUUUUAUUUACACGUAUAAUAAUAAUCAUUAGUUUUCUGCCCCCAAAAACCCUUCCCAAGGUUAUAGUCGUCCUCUUCAUUUCUUCUUGUCGCCUCCGCCAUUCUCAUUCCCACCCACACUCUCUCUCAUCAUACUCCCCCAAUUCGAUCUCAAUCCAUGGCGGCCAUGGCCUCCUCUAUUUCACCCAAAUCCUCAAAACUCCUUCUCCCGCCACCACCAACACCUCCACCUGUCUCUCUCCCAAUCCACCUCUCUCUUACCUCUAACCCAAAACCCAGAACCCUAACCUCGAAACUCUCCUCCUCUUUCACUGACCCCUCCAUCACCUUCUUUCAUUCCCUUGCCCGACCCUCCAAAUCCCACUGCAAAAGAUCGUCUUUGGUCACGAUCAAAGCCGCAAAGGGGAAGUACGAGCGCAAGAAGCCCCACGUGAACAUCGGGACCAUCGGUCACGUAGACCACGGCAAGACCACCCUCACUGCUGCCCUCACCAUGGCCCUGGCCUCCAUGGGCAACAGCGCGCCCAAGAAGUACGACGAGAUCGACGCUGCCCCAGAGGAACGCGCCCGCGGCAUCACCAUCAACACCGCCACAGUCGAAUACGAAACUGCCAAUCGACACUACGCCCACGUCGACUGCCCUGGCCACGCCGACUACGUCAAGAACAUGAUCACCGGCGCCGCCCAGAUGGAUGGCGCGAUCCUAGUUGUCUCCGGCGCCGACGGCCCGAUGCCGCAGACUAAGGAGCACGUCCUGCUCGCGAAGCAGGUGGGCGUGCCGAAUAUGGUGGUGUUCCUGAACAAGCAGGAUCAAGUCGACGACGAGGAACUCUUGCAGCUUGUGGAGUUGGAGGUGAGAGAGCUCCUGAGCUCCUACGAGUUCCCGGGCGAUGAUGUACCCAUCGUCUCGGGCUCGGCUCUGCUGGCAUUGGAGGCUCUAAUGGCGAACCCGAAGAUUACCCGAGGCGAGAACCAAUGGGUGGACAAGAUAUACGAACUCAUGGACGCCGUGGACGAUUACAUUCCCAUUCCGCAGAGGCAGACCGACUUGCCGUUCUUGUCAGCAGUGGAGGACGUGUUCUCGAUCACGGGGCGAGGUACGGUGGCCACGGGUCGGAUCGAGAGGGGCACGGUGAAGGUUGGGGAGACAGUGGAAAUUGUUGGGCUUAGAGAGACUCGGACCACGACGGUGACGGGGGUCGAGAUGUUCCAGAAAACUCUAGACGUGGCGCUUGCGGGGGACAAUGUUGGGCUCUUGCUUAGGGGGAUUCAGAAGACCGAUAUCCAGAGAGGGAUGGUGAUUGCGAAGCCCGGGACGAUCACGCCGCACACGAAGUUCCGGGCUCUAGUUUAUGUGUUGAAGAAGGAGGAGGGUGGGAGGCACUCGCCGUUUUUCGCGGGGUACCGGCCUCAGUUUUACAUGAGGACUACGGAUGUGACUGGGAAGGUGACUGAGAUCAUGAACGAUAAGGAUGAGAAGUCAAAGAUGGUUAUGCCGGGAGACCGUAUUAAGAUGGUGGUGGAGCUUAUAAUGCCAGUGGCUUGUGAGCAAGGGAUGAGGUUUGCGAUUAGAGAAGGUGGCAAGACUGUCGGGGCUGGUGUCAUCCAGUCCAUUAUAGAAUGAGCGAGUUGAAUUCAACCUUUUUUUCUUCAUAUUUCAUGUGUCAUAAAUCUUGGUGCGCCGUUGUGCAAAAUAAGCCUUUAACGUGAAGCCUUUUUUAAGAAAUUUUGCAGAAGUUAUGGAUUAGAGACCCUGCUGCAUGAGUUUGCAGCCGUUACACGAUAAAGGCGUUGGGGAUUUGAAGUAGUUUAGUUUAUCAAAUGCAAAUGAGACUACAGAACUGUCUAGCUAGUGGAGGAUCUCUUUCAUGUUAUCAACUUGUAAUUUUUGAUCUUUGGCAUAAAUCGAGCCUUCACUUCUUUAGCUGUUCUGCGUAUUGCCCCGCAUAAGUUUACCCAAUCAAGAAUCAGGUUUCCCGGGUGGAUUUUUUGUUACAUUUAUGUAUUUGUUGGUAUGUAGUUCUAUUUUGGUUUUAAUUUAUGUGUAUGUAAUGUACUUCCCUUUGGGACUGGCCAAGAUAUGUAUAAGUUUGAGAUUAGGCAACA
Carya illinoinensis is the source of this 2287-nucleotide messenger RNA. Its product is annotated as elongation factor Tu, chloroplastic-like. Gene Ontology annotation, cellular component: mitochondrion. The transcript has a single exon. The record is from RefSeq and is a predicted model, not a curated record. Gene Ontology annotation, molecular function: GTPase activity; translation elongation factor activity; GTP binding. Gene Ontology annotation, biological process: mitochondrial translational elongation. The coding region runs from base 339 to 1805 and encodes 488 amino acids. NCBI's taxonomy places the organism in Eukaryota, Viridiplantae, Streptophyta, Magnoliopsida, Fagales, Juglandaceae.